Molecule: messenger RNA, 897 nt
Organism: Naegleria fowleri
Lineage: Eukaryota; Heterolobosea; Eutetramitea; Acrasida; Naegleriidae
Exons: 3
Coding region: 1-897 (298 amino acids)
Biological process (GO): G protein-coupled receptor signaling pathway
Molecular function (GO): G-protein beta/gamma-subunit complex binding; GTPase activity; protein binding
Source: RefSeq, a predicted model, not a curated record
AUGGGACAGCUCUUUACUGAACACUAUCACCGACUCAUGAUGCAGGAUCAUGAUCAUCGCAACGAUGAGAUUCCAACUGUAACAGAAAUAUUAAGGCCGGAUGCCCUUCCCAAAAAGAAGCGAGUUUUGAGAGUUUUAUUCUUGGGUUCUGAAUGGGUUAACGCUUUUCAAAAACCAUGUGACUGCAUCUUUUACGUCAUAUCCUUGUCUGAGUUUAAUCAACGCUGUUACGAAGAUGACCGCACAUGUAGAUUAGAAGACUCUGUGGGGUGCUUUAUUAAAACCCUGAAUGACCCUAAUUAUCCUAAAAAGACCCCACUUUACCUUAUAUUUAAUAAGGUUGAUGUGCUACUGUCAAAAAUUUCAAAUGGUUUUGAUCUCACCUGUAAAUUUUCAGAUCAGGAACAGUUGAAAUGUUUCAAGAAGCAUGGGCAUCCUAUAUGUUCAUUAGUGGUUCCUCUUGAAUCUCGAAAGCAUUCAUAUCCUAAAUUGGAUCAUGAUACUCUUUCGCAAGUGCUCAAAUUCUUAACUCCUGUAGAUCUUUUUAAUUGCAUGCUUGUCUCAAAGGAAUACUAUCAAGCCGCAAUGUCUGAUCUUGUUUGGUUUGAACAAUGCAAGGCUCAACAUUUAUUCAUUUCCCAUGAAAUUGCUAUUAGAAAUAUUGAGAAACAUUGUGCAAAUUUUGUGGACAAACAGGAUGAACAAUCUGUUUUCUACGCUUAUUAUAAGCACAAAGGAUUCGUAUUGGAAAACUCAAUUGAUUUUUUAGUGAACUAUUACCAGUCUUUUAUCGCGUCCAAUGUCAAUUACAAAGGAUUUAUGAUCACAAAUGCGAUAGAUCAACAACGAACCUCUGAAAUGCUUGUCAAUUCGAUUCAAUCAUGCAAUGAAGAUUAA